This is a messenger RNA of Cygnus atratus (black swan), 1617 nucleotides long. RefSeq names its product carboxypeptidase N subunit 2 (gene CPN2). The transcript has a single exon. The record is from RefSeq and is a predicted model, not a curated record. Gene Ontology annotation, molecular function: protein binding. The coding region runs from base 1 to 1617 and encodes 538 amino acids. NCBI's taxonomy places the organism in Eukaryota, Metazoa, Chordata, Aves, Anseriformes, Anatidae.
AUGGUCUACGUGGUGCUGGGACUGGGGUCCCUGCUGGUGGGGGGGCUGCCCCUCCCCUGCCCCCCACCCUGCCAGUGCUACGACACCUCCAAGGUCUUCUGCUCGGAGGAGAAGAUGAGGGAGAUCCCAGCGGGCCUGCCGGGGAACGCCACCCAGCUCUUCUUCGUGGAGACAGCCCUGAGCAGCAUCAGGAGCAGGGCGCUGGGCUCCAGCACCACCCUCACCAAGCUGGUCUUCAUCAACAACCACAUCCAGGAGCUGGAGGCGGGCGCCUUCUGGGGGCUGCCCAGCCUGGCUGAGCUGGAGAUCUCGGGCAAUCCGCUGCCAGCCAUCAGCCCGGGGCUGCUGGCAGGGCUGCCCAGCCUCGCUGUACUCUCCCUGAGCUCCAACGCCAUCCACUCCUUGCAGCCGGGGCUUUUCGCCACUGCCUGCCGCCUGCAGGACCUGCGCCUGCGGGGGAACAAGAUCGAGGUGCUGCCCCCCGCCAUCUUCCGCCCGCUCCGCCGCCUCCAGGCCCUGGACCUCUCGCAGAACUUGCUGGCCGAGCUGCCCGCCGGGCUGCUGGCCCCGCUGGCCGCCCUCCGCAUCCUGAAGCUGAGCGACAACAUGCUGGCACAGCUUCCACCUGGUGCCUUCAGGACGCUGUCCCGGCUGGGCGAGCUCCACCUCGACGGCAACCAGCUGGCCGAGCUGCCGGCUGGGGCCUUCGCGGGGCUGGGCGCACUGCGGCGGCUGCAGCUGCAGCACAACGCCCUGGGCAGCCUGCGCCCCGACGCCUUCGCCAGCCUCCCCAACCUCACCUUCCUCAGCCUGGAGGGCAACCAGCUGGCCUCCCUGCCCGCCGCCCUCUUCCAGGGCACCCCGGGCCUCCUGCACCUCUCCCUGGCCCGCAACCAGCUGCAGGCGCUGCCCCCGGGCGUCUUCGCCAACCUCUCGGCGGUGCAGAGCCUGGCGCUCUCCCACAACGCCCUGGCUCGCCUCCCCGCCGAGGCUUUCCGGGGGCUGGUGGGGCUGACGGCGCUGCAGCUCGGCCACAACAACCUCUCCAGCCUGCCCCCGGGGCUGCUGGACGGGCUGCCCAGCCUGGCCACGCUGGGGCUGGAGCACAACCGCCUGCCCCGCCUGCCCGCGGGCUUCUUCGAUGCCAACGAGGAGCUGGUGCGUGUGGAGCUAGAGGACAACCCCUGGGCGUGCGACUGCCGCCUCGCCUACCUCCUGGGCUGGCUCCAGGUCUUCGCCGACCCCCUCCUCCACGUGCAAGCCUUCUGCGCCAGCCCGGCCACCCUCCAGGGCCAGCCCCUCCUGGAGGUGACCCACAGGCAGCUGGCGUGUGCCAAAGAUGAGGGCUGGGACGCGGUGCCCGGGGAGGAUGCACCAGGGCAGUGCACCUACAGCAACCCCGAGGGCACCCUGCACGUGUCCUGCAAUGCCACGAGCUGCCAGCGGCUCAGCCUUCGCUUCCCUCCUCCUCCUCCCAGCCAGGCAGCGGGGCUGGGGACCAAGUACCGGGGUGCCUGGGUGCUGCGCUCCCCCUGCGGCACGCUGCAGGUCACCGUCCUCGUCACGGCGCAGGGCCCGGAGGUGACCACACCACCAGGGCUCCCUGCUACACCCUAG